Molecule: messenger RNA, 3232 nt
Organism: Leptidea sinapis
Lineage: Eukaryota; Metazoa; Arthropoda; Insecta; Lepidoptera; Pieridae
Product: ankyrin repeat and MYND domain-containing protein 2
Exons: 2
Coding region: 152-1333 (393 amino acids)
Molecular function (GO): protein binding
Source: RefSeq, a predicted model, not a curated record
UUGACUUUUCCUGUUCGUGAUCACGAUCACUCAUCACUGUUGAGGAUACGCAGUACUCAUACUAAUAAUACGUGAUUGUAAUUUUUAAUGUCUAUUGUAUAGAUUUUAUAGUUAAAUAAAUCAUAGAAAUAAUUACCUUUAAAUAAGUGCAAUGGAAAACAAUACUGAUGAAAGCUCCCCAGAAAAUAAUAUAUUUACUACCAUCGCGCAAGGCGACUUAACAGAAUUCAAGAGUAUCCUGGCUCAGCACAAAGGUAAUGUUAAUUUCUUCGAUGAAAAUGGAAUGACUGCGCUGCAACAUGCUGCUUAUAAGGGCUGUAAGGAUAUGGUACAGUUACUUCUCGAUAGGGGUGCUGAUGUGAAUUGUGGAAAUCAUGAAUAUAACUACACAGCUUUACAUUUUGGUGCCUUGUCUGGAAAUUCUGAAGUUUGCAAGCUCCUCCUUGAUGCUGGUGCAAAACCACAGGCAACCAAUUCUGUGGGACGUACAGCAGCUCAGAUGGCUGCUUUUGUGGGCAAUCACCACACUGUAGCUACUAUCAACAAUUACAUUCCAAGAAGUGAGCUUUCCUAUUAUGCUGUGAGUCAAGGACAGCAAACAGUUGCCCAUUUACCUGCACAGGUGGUUGAACCACUUCAUAAAUUUGUGCUUGGAGUCAAUAUACAUCCUGUACGACUCGCAUUAAAUCUGCAACACGCACCAGUCUUAUUAGAUAAUGCGGAAAAGGUUACUAAAGUCUUAGAAAUGCUUUGUAAAAAGGAAAUGACAAGAGGUAGUGAGACAAACGAAGUUAUGGCUUUUAAAUACCAUUACCUCGCAUUUAUUGUUAGCGAGAUUCAUAAAAUUAGAGAUGUUCACAAGUCAAGUGAUCAAACUGAAAAGAAUCAUGAUUUUGUUAUGAUAUUCUCAAGAAAACUUCUGAAACCUGGUAAAGAUGGCUAUUCAUUAGACCUAAUGGAUGUUUUCUUAAAGGAUUGUGUGAGAGAAUUCCCUUAUAGAGAAUGUACAAUAAUGCAUCAAAUGGUAAAAGCAUUGACCGAAAAGGAACCUCCUCCUGCAUUAUCUGUGAUUGAUUGUACCAUUAAUGGUCAAAGAGGAUUUGUGGAUUCUAUUCCUUGCUGCAGUACUUGUGCUGAAGAGAAACCAGCCAAGAAGUGCUCUAAGUGCAAAUUGGUGCAGUACUGUGAUAGAGAAUGUCAGAGACUGCACUGGUUUGUUCACAAAAAGGCUUGCAAUAGGGAGUUGAGUGCUCCGGUACCUGCUUCCAAUGUCAAACCAAGUAUAGACGCUGCUGAACUGACAGCAGAACUACAAAACCUUGUAGCUGGAUAAAAUUGAAUAUAAACAACAAAUGGUCGGUUCUUUUAGGUUUUAAGAUCAGAUUUAUGUUUGUAUGUUAUUAAUCGAAGGUAAAAUACCUUUAUUUUCUUUAUAUUAUUGUUAUUGUCUUGCUGUCAUUGUUUUUGCACUUCAGCAUCUUUGUUGCAGAUAGAACAAAACUACAUUUCAACAUCUCUUUGCCUAAUUUUAGCUGUUAGAUCUGUCAAUUAUAAAUAUUGAAAAAAACAACUGUGCACAGCAUUGUUUUUUUUUGUAAGUUGAGCAUUCAAUUUAUUCUAGUAUAAUUUAUAGCAUAAUUAAAAUUAUAAUCUAAUUUAUAGUGCCACUAACUACAGACCAAAGGACAGUCAAUAUUAAAUAUAACAAUUAUUUCAAUAAGAGCACAUCAGCUUAUUUGGUACAUGUAUGUUGUAAGUUAGUACUCUUAAGACAGUAAUUUGAAGUUUAUUUUCAUUAUCACAGAAAGUUAUCGAGUUUUAUAUUCAUAUGUGAUUUAUGGGAUCUAUCUUCACUUUUCUUUAUCUUUUUAUUUCAUUUACUAUACUGGAUCUAAUUAUAGUGAAAUGUAUAAAUAAUAGUAAUGACUUUUAUCUGGACGUCAGUUAUACCGUUUUUGUGAUUAUCUAGAUUGUCUACCACAAGUUUAAACCAGGCCUAAUCAUCUGAGGAUUACAGUAUUGUUGAAAACAUUUUGCUGAGCAUUGGAAAUAAAAAAGCUGUUUAAUUAAGUGACACUUACCCAAUAUAUUAUACCCCAUUAAACUGCAGUGACAUCUUAAUUUAGUUUUUCAAAGAAUUCAAUUCACGGUAGUGCAAGUAGUUGUAGUACCUACUAUUUUAACAACUUAAUACAUUAUGUGUAAUAAAUUAAAUAACUUCUGUUAUGGUUGAUAGCUUCAAAGUGUGUUUUUGUAUAAGCACCAGCUAACCUGUUAUCUGUAUGAGUUAAUAAGUAAAAAAAUCAUUCGUUCUUUAUUCAAAUACCCGAAUGACUCAUAACAACAAAUAGUCUGGAUAAUUGAGUUUCUUAGAUACAAAUUAUAUUAAUAUGUUACAUAAAUUAAUUCGUUACAUAUGUUAAUCACAGUAAUCUAUUUUGUAACACUUCAAAAAAUUUACAUUCAAUUCACCCAUUUUGAAGGGUUUUGUCCUUAAUGUGUCAUUUCAAUGUAUAAGAAAAUAUAUUCAUGUAAAUACAAUUUUCUAAUGUAAGAUAUAAAAAAAAUAGUGAUUGAAAAUUAAAAAUUGUGAUUUGAUACAAAGUGAGUGUAAAUGUUAUUAAUUUCGGGACUCAUUUUAAAUAUAUAUCCUAGAGCUAACUCCAAUUGAUUUAAAUUAAUGGGUGGCGGUGAUCACUUCAUCAGGUACUCAACACACUUAUUUGACUUCUUUCAUAAAAAAAUUGCAGUCACUACAGUACUAUAUUUAACUAACAAGUCAUAAUAAUUAUUAGCUCUUGAGUUCUACAUAUGGAUUAUUUAAUUUGCUCAAGGUAACAAUAUACAAUGCACCAAGCCAUAAGCAGAGUUAAAUUGCUGAUUGUUUUUUUUUAAACUGAUGUUUUAUUAUUAGAUAAUAAUUAUUGAGGAACUGUCAAUAUAUGAGUACUUGUAGUUAUUUUUUUAUUUGAAACAUUUCCAAUAAUUUAAUUCCAGUGUGCAAUGUAUUCCAUUAACAUUGAAUUAUUUGAAUGUAACUUUUCUCAUAAAUAUUGAAAUCAUGAUAAAAAUCUUUAGUCUAUAAAAUAGAUUUACGUUGGGAUUUUAAAGACAAACUACCUCUUUAUUGCAGUUCAAUUGAAUAUUUGAAUAUGCCAUUGUAUUUGGAGUUUUAUUGAUGUAUGUAAUGUGACAGUUGUGGCAGUACCAAUAUAUGUACCACUUAAAUUAA